AUGAAGAAAAUUGUAGAGGUUAAAGUGGUCUUUAAGAAAAAUAAUCCACAAUCUCCUAGCAAAGAAAGUGAGGGCUGUGGUCCAGAGCCUGAUGACAAGGCAGAGGCAAACAUAAUAUUCAGUGGAGAUGAUAAAGGAGAUAUCUGUGAUAAAAAGGAGACUAAAGAUGACUUAACUGAAGUUGCAGCAAAUAUCUCUGCUUCUAAGGACAUUGAAUCGAAAGCCAGCGGAGCUCAGUCAUGGCCAAAGGCAUCUAACAAACACACUAUGAGACCGCGGUUGUAUCAAAUGAAUUCGAACCAAACACGGCCCAGCUUGUUUGGUGAAAGGGUGGGAGGGACUCAUGUUGUGUCCCAUGAGAGAGAAUCUUUGUUGUCUCACCGCUGUCUUUCAGAGAAUUUUGUUGAGAAAGCAAUGGAUGGUGAAUAUCAAAAGAAACCUAUGUCCAUGAAGAGUGAGGCAAAAGAAAAAUAUGAUUUAAAUGAUUCACACAGCAGUUUGUCACAUUGUGAACUCGGUGAAAAAUGUGACACUAGCAUUGGAUCCUUUAACCCUUUUAAAAAGUCACCCAUUUGUUCUUCAUCAAACAAUGAAAGUUUCAAUGUUGACAGUAAUCUCUUGGACAAUAAUUGUGACAGCUUAGAUCACAUUCUUCGGGAUUCUAAGAGUAAGACACGUAGGAAAAAAGACAGAAUAUCUACAUCAAGUGAGAAAGAGUCAAGUAGUGCUUGUUCGCACAGAAAUUCUGUUGUUAAUGAUAUCGUGGCUAAUGCCUCAAAAACUGAGGUAGUUUGUGCCCAAUGUGGAAUCACAUUGCCCAAGCCUCAGUGCUUCUAUAGCCUGGGUUCCCUGUGCACUGAUGGGGAGGUUUGUGAGACAGACUCAGAUGACAUAAACCGUCACCCUGUAGAAGACAUUGAUGAUGAGCGGCCACUUGCUGAGGUUCAAAGUCACCAUGAUACGGGAUAUACAAGCAGUGAUGACUUUGAAAAUGAAAGUACUCUCUCAAAAGAGCUUGACCAAGUUUGGUCACAUGACAAGCGAGAGACUGAUAGUUACGAUGGGGAUUAUGAGACUGAUAAUGAAGAAAAUGCUUUUAAACCUGACAGCUUGAGUGAUGACAAGGCUUUAAAGCCUCUUGUUUCUGUUGGUGAGCCUGUACCAAUUAAGGACUAUGCAUUAAGAGAAUGGAAAAGUGACACGCCUACUUCAACUGCUAUGAAAAAGGUAACCAUUCACAUAGUUACUACCUUUUCCUUGGUCACAUGGUUACUUUUCCUUCAAGUAACUUUAAGUAAGCAAAAUAUAUCCAUCAACACUGCUGGAGAUAGUGAACUGAGUAAACUUACCAAGUUUAAAGGUGAUACUUCAAAGGCCAGCAAAGAUGCUCCUUAAGGUGGAGAAAUUCUACAGAUGUUCAGUAGUUUUGAGGGCCACAAGUUUAUUAGCCUUGGGCUAUUUAGUGUUAUGCUCAUUAAUUAAAGGCAUUAUUAUUAUUAUUGUUUGUAUGGUGGUUGUCCCCCACCGUACAUGCUGAGGCAAAGCAUCAUCGUAAUUUUGCGAUGUUGCAAACUUGGCAAAUUUACUGUGAUUAAAGUGUUUUUUCCUUGUGGUAUUGAUGGAUAUUUGCUAACUGGUCCCUGUCAAAAGUUGAAAAAACCAUGGAAGGUAGUAUUAAGUCACUACUAGAUUGUGUUUUCCCACAAUCUGCAGAAUGCUUCAUUCAAACAUAUGUACCAUUCUCAGCCUUGUCCAAUAUUGUUAAUGUAGCAAGAACAAAGUACAGCAGGUUUACUGUAAGUAGCUGUAGGUACAUGUACAGUGUUCAUUCAAGUUCUGUGUGUAUUUUGCAGGGAUAUGGUCGCAUAUCAUCACUUACCGGGUGUCACCAUCUUCGUCAAAUAAGAGGAGAUAAUUACUGUGCAAUAAGAGCAGUGCUGUUUCAGGUGUUAGCUGGAAAACUCCCUGUAUUGAAUUUGUUUACAGCUACAUGUGAUAAGAAGCCUAAACUUGAAAAGGUGAGCCCAGCUUUGUGGUUUAGAAGUGCAGUCAAAUGUCUGUAAUAGCUGAUUUAUUACUCUGAACAUCUUUUUUGCAUGCUAUGUUAUUGAGAUAAAACACGUGUGUCUUUGUGGUAUUUAAUUGUGUUUCUCAUGACAAGGUUUUGGUCUUACAAACUGAUAAAAUUAAUUUGAUAAUGUCAAGGCUGUGCCCUAGCAGCACCUAGUGGCCUAGUGGCACCCAACUUUUGCUCCCAGGCAACUAGAAAAUCUUAGUUUUUUCAUAGAAAUCAUAUGCUGGGCACCCUGGAUUUCAGAGGUUCAGAGCCACUGGGCUCCCUUCAAUUUUUCUUAGAGCACAGCCUUGAAUAUACUUAUGGUAAAGUGGAACCCUACUUUACAGACACCCACUUAAUAUGGACACUCAUUCAUAGUGGACAGUUUUGUCAACACCUGACAGUUUAGUUUAACAGUUGGUUAAUGAGGACACUAUGGCGUGUUCCCUUGGUGUUUGUAUUAACCAAAGUUCCACUGUAUUUAUGUCUUGUUUUGAGAAAAGGUCACCUCAAGGAUUGUGGUGUGUUAUGUUUUCAUAAUUACAUGUAGACUUGUUUAGUGAGUAAAUAAACUGAUCUUUUCAUUCCUUUGAGAUUUUUACCACUCCAUUGGUCUGGUCCUCACAGGUCUGCUACUAGGAAGGGUACAUGUGGUUUUGUCAUCUGAGUCAAAAUUUUGCUUGAAAUUGCCCCAAUUACUUUUUCUUUCUGUCUUUCUUUCUUGCUUUAAAUUAUUUCUUGUUUGAAAGUCUUUGCAGCCUAACAACUAAUGAUUUAUGGCACUUUUUGUUCUGAGGUUUGUGUGUUGCAAAGCAUCAUGUACUGCACUGCCUGAAUCAGGAAGUGUCGUCCAAAUCUACACUUCAACCUAUAGUCUGAGUUUGAGCAUGAGCUUUUCUCUUUUGCAGAUCUGUACUUCACAUUCUUUUCUUGACCAGUGGAGCUUUGCCAACAGAUUACCUGUUCCAAAGAAGGAAAUAAGAACCACCCUAGAGAAAUUCUUGGUCUUUUUCAGCAACCAGGUACAACAUAAAUGAUAUUUGAACCUCUUGCUUUUCAAAAAUGUAUAUGGACAUGUGCAGCUAGUUUUCUAGAGUGGAUGUCCAACGUGUGUGUCAUUUCAUUAAUUUCCAUUCAUAAACGUGUCAUGUGAUUGUAAUUUACUUUACAGACCAGCAAAAUAUGUGACCUCCCUGGCCAACCAGAAAGAAUAGAAUCUACUCUGUCCUUGCUCAACCAUGAAACUGAAGAAUUUAAGAUCCUUGAGGCCACCAAACUGUUGAUGUAUGAUGCCGCUGUUCACUUGUAUUCAAUGCUCAGCCGUGGGGAAGAUAUUCCUGUAUUUGCGAUGCUAUUGUUUGCCCGUGACUCAUCUGAAUCGCCGCGGGGCUUGUUAAUUAAUCAUUUAAACAGAACGGGAGACACGGGAGGACUGGAACAGGUGAGCUUAGCAAAGUAUGCAUAGUAACAGCCUGCGAGCAAUCCCUCCAUUUAUAGCGAGUGUAGCAAGCCGCGAGAGAACACGUGACCGAGCAACUAGGGCGCCCCUCGCACUCCCGUCUCCUUUCGCGUGCUGCUCUCGCGUGACUUCUCGCAACUCCCUCAAAUGGAGGGCUAACAGUAACGCUAAACCAUAAACACAACAUCCCUUGUAAAAAUGGUUGUAAUGUGUUUACUCGUGAAACUAUUUAGAGUUCUUAAAAUUAAUGUGUCCGUGCGUUUCAAAUUGGAAUUUUGAAGAGUUGGUUUUUGAGGAAAGAGGAAAACAGGAGAACCGGGAGGAAAACCUCUCGGAGCAAGGGAGAGACCCAACGACAAACUUAACCCAUAUAUGGCAUCGUCGCAGAGAUUUGAACCCGCGUCACAUUAAUGGGAGGCGAGUGCUCUCACCACUGCUCCACCCUUGCCUGCAUGUGUACUAUAAAUGUUCUUUGAAUCAGACAUAAAAUCCAGAGGAAACUCGUUAAAUGUGACAGUUGCGCGUGCUAAAUCUCGCCAGCUACUCUGGCCUAAGCACGCCCAACGGAAGUGGAACCUACCGCUAGGACCUAGUCCUUACACUGAGGUACCGUUAGGAUACUACCACUACUGAGCAAUUUGAAUAAACACUUGUUGGACAAGGCCAUAGAUAGAACAUUUUGUGAUUUAGACCUUAUACAGUUGCACCUCUCCACAAUGGCCACCUUGGGUACAGAGGAAAGUGGUCGUUGUAGAGAGAUGCCUGUCAGUGGAGGUUCAACUUUAUAUAGAUUACCCGUGUUUUAACAAUGCUUUGUUGUCUCUAGGUGGAGAUGUGUUUGCUUGGAUACACUCUUGGAGUAGUCAUACAAGUUAUUCGUCCUUCUCAAGUAGAUAAGGAGGAUUUUAUAGCGUAUUACCCUUCUUUAGAUGACGCGUCAAAGUACACGCCCAUGGUGACUCUUGUAGCGGAAGACGAUAGACACUAUAACAUUGUCAUGUAGAUUGAUUUAAGUAGUACCGGUGCAGUGUACCAAUUCUCUGCUGUAACAACAAAUUGACGUUUAAAGGGCCGUUUCCGAGUCCCCAAAAAAUCACAUUUUCAAAACGAGGUCAAGUGCAAAGGUGUUUUUCAUUUCCAUAGGAACCAAAAAAUCAUUUUCAUAUCAAUGGCUUUACGCUUAACCUCGAGUUGAAACAGAGGCUUGGAGCAACUCGGCAGUUGCCUAUUGAUGAAGAGAAUCCUACAUUGUGAGAUAUGACGUGAUUACUUGUUAAGAAUCAACAAGAGGGGAUAAUUAUCCUCUCAUGGAAUCAACCAACUCAGGUUCAAG
This is a messenger RNA of Porites lobata, 4848 nucleotides long. NCBI's taxonomy places the organism in Eukaryota, Metazoa, Cnidaria, Anthozoa, Scleractinia, Poritidae. The record is from the annotation of a GenBank genome assembly.